This is a messenger RNA of Cynoglossus semilaevis (tongue sole), 7091 nucleotides long. It is a transcript of the gene shroom1, whose product is annotated as shroom family member 1. The coding region runs from base 360 to 5096 and encodes 1578 amino acids. Gene Ontology annotation, biological process: actin filament organization. Lineage: Eukaryota; Metazoa; Chordata; Actinopteri; Pleuronectiformes; Cynoglossidae. Gene Ontology annotation, molecular function: actin filament binding. Gene Ontology annotation, cellular component: cortical actin cytoskeleton; apical junction complex; adherens junction. The transcript has 9 exons. The record is from RefSeq and is a predicted model, not a curated record.
UACGCUUGUCUUUAGUCUCGGGAGGGAGUCGUGAAAAAAGGCUAAAGAGCGAGGAGGAAAAAGGAAAGCUCAUUACCGCUGGUUGUGUUGAUGAGACACGCCAUCCGGCUAAAGCGUAGUUAACUUGUUUUUAUAUAUUUUCAAUAGUUUCAUUCCUCUUAGAGGAUACCAGGUAUCGCAGGGAGUUGUGAAAACAGAGAGUCUACCGGGAAUUAACAGAACAGAUUUCCACAAAAGGCAAUGAAUAAAUAAGAAGGAUACACAGAAAAUGAUUCGCUUGGAAACACAUCUGACUAACCCCCUGGGGCCAAUGUCUCAUUGGUAAUUUCCCCAACUUUUUGCAUCCGUCCUGGUGCCCCAUGGAUUCCUAUAACUUGCACUUUGAGAGAAUGAGCAACGUGGACCUGCAAACUUUGAGCCUUCCCGUCAAUCGGCUCUCCCCAGCAAAGUCCAACAGCAGCAUCAUUGACCAACUUGCCCACCAUCAACACGGCAAAGGAGACUCUGCCUACAGCUCCUUUUCUGGUGGGUCAACUGCCCCCGACUAUCCUUCUCCUUUCCUUUCAGAUGACCUACAGUCCAGCUCCUUUAGCCCCUUUGCUGAUCUUAAGUAUGUAAAGUCAAUUUACCAUCCUAUCCAGUCUGAUACAAAGACGAUGGACCAGCUCUACCGAUCUGUGGAGGCUUUCUCUGUGCACUAUUGUAACAAUCCUAGCACUGCUGCAAAUCAGCACAACAGCAAUAAUAGAUUCCAUAACAACAGCCCAGAGGUCUUUUCGGGAGGUCCAAAUCAAAGUUCUCACCUUCCUGAAUUUGCACCUCCAGUCCCAGCACGUAUAGAUAGUUACAUAGCUACAAAAAACUUGGAAAACAACACAGUUCCCCAGCACAGUGCUGAGGACAAGCACCAUCAGCUACAGUCUCAACAACAGCCUAGGUCAUACCCUCGAAUUCACACACAGCAACUGGGCUCAAAACAAGCCCAAAGUCCAGAUAAGUCCAACUCAGAAACAGUUGACUCAAACUUCCACUUUGAUCCCGUGUUUUCCGUUUGGAAGGACCCUCAAGAACAGCAGCCGCAGAUCCAACCGCCACCAGGUUUCCUGCCUCAACUAAAGUUAAAUAAUGAGACCAGGGUCACAGAGACGUCAGACUGCCUCAUCAUGGAUAACAAACCUGAGUGCAUUAAACUCAGACGUCUCUCAGCAAGCAGUGGAUGCAAUGGGGACCAUAGCAGGUCCAGCAGCAGUACCACACUGGAGAGCCAGCGACAAAGGUCACACUCAGAAUAUGACUUGCUUGGGUCAGACUCAUCUCAUGCUGCCAGUCUGUGGAAUGCUGGUCAGAGUUUUAUUAACAGCAGCAUUCAACAUAAAGGUCAGUUUUACUUUGUCACAGGGCUGUGCAAACUGCCUGACUCAAAUAUGAGGACAAAUGCUGCAUCUGUGUGUGGCUCUGAUACUGGGAGUGAGUGCUCCAGCUCCACUGUGGUGGAGAAGCACUGGAUAAGAGAAAAAGAAAGAAGCCACAGCACAAUGGAUAAUCUCUUCAGACCACUUCAUGAGAACUGUCACACAUUCGGCGGUACAAUUCAAGAUAAGAAUGAGACUUUCAUGUCUCUGUCCAAUUUUAAAGACUUGUCCUCUAAAAGUCUGGAUCAGGAGAAUCACAAACCAUCUUUUGUGUCAACACGGUCCUCUCGAAGCUUUGACGCUUUAGAGGAAAUGGACAUGAUCCAGAGUCGAGAGAUCAGCCGACACAUUGCUAACAAUCCGAUAUUCUACUGUGGACCUGACAAAAAUGACUUUUCACAUUCUGCAACAGAAACAAAGGAAGUCUCCACAUUAUUAACCAAUGAACAGCCCCCCUACCCACAGAGAGAGGAAAAGGCUAAGAAAGGGAAACGGCAGCCGCUGAGCGAGGUUGCCAGUGAGAGAAUAAACAAAGAGACAACUCCUCUUCUUUAUCACCUCACUGAAGGCAACAAGGCUGCCUUACAACCUAGAAAAGACACUGAUGUAAGUAUAAAGAUCAACAAAUCCACUCUGAACAACUCAGAUCAAGAAUCUACAUUGGUGAAUGAUGAUGAAAGAGCUCUACGAAUUGACCUAAAAAAGAACCACGGUGGAGACAUGAUUUCUGGUGCCUAUAACACACUCGAUGAAUCUUUUAAAAAAUACUACAAAGAAAAGUUGAAGGAUGCACAAUCUAAAGUCUUAAGGGAGACUUCCUUUAAAAGGAGGGACCUUCAGCUGUCAUGGCCUCACCGCAUCCGGCAAAAAUCUGAGUUCAAGCCUGCAAUAAUUCAUUCCUUCACCCCAUCCCAGGACUCCCAAACAUCCACAGAAACACUGACUCCUUCUAUGACCUCUGAGGACACAGAUCAGUGUAGCAUAAAGGAGGAGGUCGAGGAAACACAUAUGGAAGUGACUACAGAGACAGAGAAGGAAAAUGGGAGGCCUGAAAAUGUGGCCCAGCCUCAGGUGGCACGUGUUGGAGGUAGGAAGCGAUUGACACCAGAGCAGAAGAAGAUGUGCUACUCGGAGCCAGAGAAACUAAACCAGCUUGGGGGCAACCCCAGCCACUCUGCUUGUCGCUCUUUUGGUAAUGAAAGGGAGAACCCAUUUGCAGCCGAUUGUGAAAGAGAGGCUAGUGAGCAACCGGGUGAGCGAGGACUAGUUGCGACCAGGAGGAAAUUGUUUGAGAUGAGAGAUCGUGCCAAUUCAGCAUCCAGCACCUCAAAAACAAACCUUAAGCAUUUGCAACAUAAGGCCCUGGUGGAGUACAUGGAGCGCAAGACGGGCCAGAAGGGGGCAGAGCCUCAGCAACCAGCUCCUCAGGUACCUCCUCCCCCCAGGCAGAGACACUCUAUGGGUGAGAAACCAUUUGACUGGGGCCCCACUGUGUCUGGAAUUAAUGAAAGCAAACAUACAAAGAAGAAGCUUCACAGACCUCUCUCAGCAGGACGUAUUCUUGACUCCUCCACCAGCUCUAUCAGGUAUGCACAGUUCACGUCAACACAGUCUGUGUCAGGACAAUAUUCUGACCAGUCAAAUCAGCCUAAAUGGAAGGAAAGUCAAGGUCGACAUCAGGGUAAAUCAGCCUCUGCAGAUAGUCUCCUGGAGCAACCAGGCCCUUCGGAUAUCUACAGGAUCAGGUCAACAUCCACACCACAUGUCCUUGAGACACGCACUUGUGACAGAGAACCAGUUAAUGGUGUGGAGACCUGUAGUCCUCAGAUGGGUUCCUUGGUGAAGCCUGAUCCAGAAUCGUAUCAACCUGUCCGUGUGGUUGCACAGAGGGGCAAGUCCAUGGAAGAGCUUGGGACUUUAAAACUAGCACGACCUUCAGCCUUGAGUAGAAGUUCUGAGCAGCUGGAUCGACUAUGGAGACAUUCGCCUGGAUUCGGAGGUCCUGACAUGGACAAGAAUAGUUUUUCUUUGGUCACUGAAGUCAGGGAAAGGAAUUGGCUUGAAAAGGAGAAGAACAAACAAAUUCCGGCAGAAACUGUAAUAAAUGAGUUUGAGAAAUUUCAGGGACCAGUUCAGAGCCAAACAGGCCACACCACAAAAGUUCUGUGGAAACAGAACUCAGCAGAACCAGGGGAAGAUGUGAGUGUAGUUACAAGAAAAUCAAGUAGACCCACAACCCCUUCCUCAUGUUCUUUUACCCAGGCCAGAGUUCAAUCUGUAUCUCACGACCCUGUCCCUGAAGAGUUUAGAUCCUGCAGACCCCCCAGUGAAACCUCAUCUAAUCCACCUUCCCCCAGAGGUCUAGACACAAGUGAGAAGGAGAUCAAAUCAACCUCCACCUCCCCUGUCCAGACAAAGCCUCCUUGUGAAAGCAGAGCUAGCUUUGGUAGAGUCAGAACUUCCUCUGUGAUUGGAUCAGAGAUGGAGCAGUCUGUGGAUGAACCCAUCCGUGACUGUCAGCCAGCUGAGUCAAAUGAAGAAGUGUCUCUGAGCUGUGGGGUCACCACAGAUCCAGCACUGUGGAUUCUGAGCCUUGAAGAAGAUGUGGAAAAGGAAGUCCGCAAUGCUCUGCCCACUGACAGCCUUUCUGAGGACAGAUUGACCUGCUCAACUCUUCAGGGACAGGCAAGUGAAACCUCACUGUCUCCCUGCAUCUCUGCCUCUGCCCCCGACCAGGACAAAACUCAGGAGGAGGAAGAGGAGAAAAAUCAGGAAUCCGAAAAGGUUAAGUUAGACAGAAACCAGUUGAAGGAGAGGUGCUCACCAGAGGCAGUGUUGGAGAAUCUUAAAGCAUCUUGUGAGAAACCUCAGUGGGAUGAGCUGGUAGAAGCUGUUGUCCAGGUCGACCAGUCACUGACCAGAGUUUUCUACCCACUGACCAAUCGUAAAACGGCACUGAUGCUGAUGGAGCAGCUGCUGUCAGAGGACACGCUGCUGAUGGAGGAGCAUUACAAGAAGAAACAGGAGCAGGGAGGAGCAGCAGAGAGUGUCGAUACGGUCAAAGGUUCAGACACAUCUCUUUGUCCUCCAACUGCUGAUGGCAGCAAAAGUCAGUGUGCAGAUCUGGAGAGUCAGACUGACAUCCCUGAGAAAAAGCAUCUCCUAGUGUCAUGUAUUGAGGAGCAGCUUCGUUCACUGGAGAAGAUGCGCGAUCCGCUCCAGAAUGAAAUUCAGGAAAACGCGACCCGAGGGCAGGCACUGGAGCUGCUGGUCCGCGAACACUGUCAGCCGCUCGAACUGGAGAGAUACAGUCUAUUUAUAGGAGACCUGGAGAGGGUGGUCAGCCUGCUGCUCUGCCUCUCUGCCCGGCUGGCCAGGGUGCAGAACGCCCUGAGCACUGUGGACCAGCACACAGACAUUGAGGAGAAGGAGUCUCUGGACAAUCGUUACCGCCUGCUGUGCAAACAGAGGGAGGAUGCCAAAGACCUGAAGGACAACCUGGACCGGAGGGAGAACCUGGUGUCCACCUUCUUAUCUCGCCAGCUGUCCCCUGAGCAGCUGCAGGACUACCGUCGAUUUGUUCAGACAAUGGCUUCGCUGCUGAUACGGCAGAAGGACCUGGAGGAGAAGCUGAGGCUGGGAGAGGAGCAGCUGGAGGCUCUGAUCAACAGCCACAGUCUGUGAGAGGUGAAGAGGCAUCAGCAGCCUCAGGUUAUUUGUUUGUAAAUGUACUUAGAAGAGGACAAGUGAAACGUUGUGUCUGUGCUUCACUGCUUCAAUUUGCCACAUGAAGACACAGUCACAGCUCCUCCUGUCACAGCUAUAGGCCCACCCUCGGUGGGCGCCCAGGUGGCUCGCCCGGUUUCCGCCCCAAAGCAGUUCUGAGGACUCGUCCCAUACAUAUAACGUACAUGUUUCCUGUGAUUUUUCAGCAGAAGACCAAUCUUGUUCUGUUCCUCUCAUGUGCCUUUGCUGUCCGUGUGGGACGCUGAACGUUAGCACUGCUGCGUGAAAACACUGUUAGAAUUCAGUGUGCGCUUCUUCUCUCAGUACAAACUGUAGCGUUCCUGUUCUGUACGCCUGUGGAAUAUGAUAAGCUUUAAGUCUGAACUAGAGUGACCUGAGACGGAACAGCGUCAUGUCGCUAAAAAUAUACUAUAGCUGUAGAAGAUUUAAUCUUUUUCUCCUUUUUUAAUGUUAUUACUUUUUAAAAUGUUUCAAAUUAAGGCACUAAAAACCAAAAAAGGUGAAUGAGAUUAAAAAAAAGCACUUUGAUACAAAUGACACAAAAAAUGCACAUUUCUUCACUUAACUCAAACAAUUUCAAUUCAAAAGCCUUACUCCAUCUUGUGGAAUGAUACUUUUAAUGUUGUCAUCACAUUUGAGUGUUUUAUAAAGGUACACAAGCACAUUCAUCAGCAGCAAUAAGAUGUGUACAAAUACUAGUCUCACUCUUUAGGGUUUGAUCGUACGUUGAAGCGGUUUGUUAAGCGGAGGUGCGGAACCUCUUUAAAGCAUUUACUUUUUAGUUUUCAUUUCAAAUUUUUAACACGGGGUGAUUCCUCACGUUUUCCACAAUACUUGAAACUCUUUGAUGGAUAAGAGAAGAUUCCACCAAUUUAAUGUUAGGUGACAUCAAUUCAUUUUUGUAUUCACUACCUCCACGAUUAAGCCCCUCCCUCCCUUUUGAGACACCUGUAACCUGUGAGUUGUCAAUUCUACACCUAAUCAUGUGUCAAAAAAAACACACUUCACAUUCUCCGCAAUCAAAUAUUACUCCUUGAAUGUAGAUUGUCAUCACUCUUGUUCCUUGCAUGACUUUCAUUUGGACUGAAUCUAUCAGUGUGAGCUGCUGCUCUACGUAACGUGCGCUGUGUGUGCGUGAGUUCACCUGGGUCACGUCUGGUUAAAGACAAAACGACAGAACUUGUUUUGUUUUUUUUUGCCCUCUUCCUUUUUUUUUAACUAAACUCUAUUAAGUCAUGUGAGUAUUUAUGUGAGUAGUAGUGUAUGGGGUUGACUGUGAUGCGUAUUUAUUGAAAAAAUAAAAUGUCGAACAAGUAGAUGUCAUCAAAACACAAUUUCACAUGUUUCUGAGCAGUUUGAAGUAGAAAAACAAAAGUCCCUAACACAAAGCCCUAAAACAUUGCUCUGCAGAUUUACGACUCACUGUCCCUCGCUUUGCUUAACAAAUGAAUGUUUGUUUCUGGCCUUUGUGCUGACGCAGGGAGGCUGACGGUUCAGAAAGACUAUCUAUUGUUCCCUGAACAUGUUGGAAUUUUUAAAGACCCACUUUUUGGAGAAAGACAGAGGACAGGAAGUGUGUGUGAGGGAAAACACUCUCAAAAACAGACCACACAUAAAUAAAUACUAUAAAUACUCCUCCAUUGUUUGUCCUGGCCUGGACAUGGUCAUUAAAGUGUUUUGUUUUAGUUUGUUUAAAUGAAUUAGUUGUGGGAUAUAGUUUCAAAUUCCAGAGCUUUGUGUGACACUGACACACAAACAUAAACCUGCAAUGAAAUCCCCCUGCUGGUAAGAUGAGGGUAUAGACAUUUCUAAAUCCCCUUCUGUUUUAUUUCACAACUGGUGAGAGUUUGAGUUGUGUUUUCGUGCCUGUGUGGAGUUGUAAAUUCCAUCAUGUUUGUAAUAUUGUGAAUAAAUUAAGCUCUCCCUCUCUGA